This is a messenger RNA of Eucalyptus grandis, 496 nucleotides long. RefSeq names its product stress-response A/B barrel domain-containing protein HS1. The coding region runs from base 81 to 491 and encodes 136 amino acids. The record is from RefSeq and is a predicted model, not a curated record. The transcript has 2 exons. Lineage: Eukaryota; Viridiplantae; Streptophyta; Magnoliopsida; Myrtales; Myrtaceae. Gene Ontology annotation, biological process: pollen tube adhesion.
AAAAUCCAGGUGCGUGAGUUCCGUGUAAUUCCCCGCGAAACCACUAUAAGUAAAGGGAUAGUGUGGAUCGUGGAGUCUAAAUGCUUGAGAGUGGGGAAAACUGUUUUGAAGUCGGAAGUUGGAAACUAACCAUGGAGGAAGCGUCACGACCAAAAGAGAAAACAAUGGAGGAAGCGAAGGGAUUCGUGAGGCGUGUGUUGCUAUUCAAGUUCAAAGCCGAAACAGCCCCUGACCACAUCGAGCAGCUCAUCAAGGAUCACUCCAAUCUCGUCAACCUCGUCGAAUCCUUAAAAUCUUGGCACAUGGGAAAGGAUGUGAGCGUCAAGUACUCAAAUGAGGGCUUCACGCACGUCAUCGAGCUAACAUUUGAAAGCACCGAGGGAAUAGCAGCGUACAUGGGUCAUCCUGCUCACCUCGAAAUGCACGAGCGCAUCUGGCCUCAUUUGGAGAAGAUAGUCGUGAUCGACUACAAACCAACUCUCUGUAACUGAAUCGA